UCGUUUUGUUUUUGAAUUGGGAAUGUUGUUAUUCAUUCAUACAGCACUGUACUUCGCAACGCCGCCUGGCUUCCGACUCGAUUGUAGCGACGACCGUGGCCCGCUACCAUUCCCGAAGAGCGCAGCAAGGCUCAGUCCCAUCCACUGCCCGGUGCACGCGGGUCGGACGAUCAAAGAAAAAGAAGAGAGAGAGAGACAGAGAUACCGUCCCGCAAAAUAGUAUGAAGUCGCUUUCGUUGGUCCUUGCGGUCUUCUUCUUGGCAAUCCUUGCAGUGUUUGUGAUGAACUUCGUGGUUCUCUUUUGGUUCUUUCCGGUUCCCGAAUCCGCUUCUCGCCCGUCAUCGGCAUUCGCGGCGGCGAAGGGUGGUGGUUGGUUUCGAACCCCCGGGGAGAGCACCGAGCAACAGAAACACCGGAAAAAGCAACAGCGCCCUCCCCUCAGACCCAGCAACAAGCGGCACCCCCUCCACCACCAGACGGAACAGGCAACGGAGCCACCAAUAAUAAAACCGCCAGAUCCAACCGAGUCGGCGACGAGCGAUCCCAUCCCGGCGAAGAACGAUAACAGCACAAGAAAACCAAGCGUCGGUGAGUGUCGAUCGUUCGGCUGUCCGAUCUAUCCCCCGGAACUGACGAAUCCCUUGCAGAACGCGACCAUCCGGGACGCCCUGGAAUCGUCGCGUCUCGGGGGGUCGCCCGGUUCGAAAUCCUUGUUGCCGGAUCGAGAAAAGGCGGCUUCCAUCGGGUUCGCCGCGGCGUCGUUCGCGACGCUUUCCCAGAAGGGCGAAUCCCACACCGUCAACCAGGAUCGGGCGGUCUACGUCCCGUCUUUUCUGUCGGACCUGCUGGUCUCGUCGGCGCGGAAGCCUUCGGGCGCGGCAGCGGAACUCCCGGCACCCGAGUCCUUUCUGGUGGGCUUGUUCGACGGCCACGGAGAACUGGGCCACGAUGUCGCGGAAGAAGUAGUGGAAAAGCUCCCCGUCCUCUUGGCCGAGAAACUGACCAAAGGGCUCGGCGGCGGCAGCAGCAGCAGCAACGGCGAGUUUGACGACUUCAAGAGAGCCGUUGCAACCGAUAGCUACAGAGACAAUAGCAACAACAGCACCAAUACCGUCAACAACGAAGCCAUCGUGGUACACGCCAAGGAGUACGACAAAACGGAUUUUAUCAUACGAAAGGCCCUGAACGAAACGUUUCUAGAGGUAAACAAGAAAGGGACGUCACCUACGUUUUAUCUAGGCGGCUGUACCGCUAGUGUUGCGCUCCGUUGGGGAUCAAAACUCUAUGUCGCGAACGCCGGGGACAGCACCACUAUCCUUGUAUCGGCUGCCGAGAAGAAGGCACCAAAGAAGAAGGAGACUCCGUCCCUCGAUGUGAAGGUGGAAUACCAAACCCGCAGGGACAAGGCCAACCAGCCGGGAGAGCGGGAACGGAUCGAGAAACUAGGGGGGAAGGUGCACGUCAACGCACAGGGCUUUGAUCCGCGGGUCAUCGUGUACAGCCAUGUCGCAAAAGACACCAUCGGUCUGGCAAUGUCGAGGAGCCUCGGCGACUGGGAAUGGAAGGUCGCGGGUGUCACCGCCGAACCCACCAUCGACGUGAUCGACCUUUCCGAGCUCUCGGAGCCACCGGCACAGGAGCGAAGCCUCUUUCUCCUCGCCGCGAGCGAUGGCUUCUGGGACAUGCGCCAGCAACACUUUCUGGCCACCCUGUCGGCUUCGUCCUUUGUGGUCCCAAGCCGCGACACCGGCAACGAGAGCGAGGAAGAGAAACUUCUUCGGCCCCUCUUUCACCUGUACGAUAUCAUCCGGCGAAUAACUCCAAAAGAACAGACGGGCUACAGAGACGACAUCACCGCGACGAUCGUCAGAUUAUAACGUAAAAAGCACCAGGCCGGCACUCGGCUCCUUGGAUCACACGAAUGGUGCUGCGUCAAGUAGAGCUGCAUAGAAUAUUUAUUUAUCAAAUGGACGAUCAUGCCUCAAAUUUUUCAUUAAGUAGAAACACGAUGAUGUUAUUUAUCGGACAGCAGAGUAAUGAACCACCAAGAAAGACUACAUCAUGCUGCAGAGUAUGUUCAUGCUCAUCGAAUCGAUCAAUUCCUCGUUCAGAAUUUCUAACGAUUUUGGCAAACUAGUCGGCUGAUUCUUAUCCAACGGAACCAUGUCGAAAAAUGGCGAAAAAAUAGAUAACUGUUUGGACAAAGGGCCGAGCAAAUUUUGAGAGUCAGACGAUGGAUAACACCGAGUUCUCAAAAAAUGACAGAUAACUUCAUCCGUUGCUGUUGGGGUCAAAGAGUAUUGAAACAAAAUUGGAUCGAACAAAAGAGGCAGGACACACGUCAUAGAAGAGCAACCGUUUGAGAAACAAUACACUCGGAGAUUUAUUUGAACCGACAAGUUUGAAGGUACCAAACAUCGGAACACAAAUUUCUUACCAGGAAGACAGUGCUCGGAAAUGAUUGUUGCCAAGCUGUCAACAUAGGAAGUUGUAUAGGGAUGAUGCUGCUUUCCAACAAAUGCAUCGGCGUACCAGACCGGAGGACGCCGUCGCAGCUCUGCUUGAGCGAUAAAGAGCGAUGCUAUGUGCAUAAUUAACGCGUACCGUUUCGGACAAUUGCUCUGUAAAGUCACCAUUUGUAUGUCGAACCAAUCCCACCGAGCUAGACCAUAAGGCAAGCUAUCUGGAUUGGUAACUUUGCCGAAGUUGUAAAAGGCAUGCAAAUUAUUCUUCAGUCUAAUUGUAUACAGUAUCAUGGCUUCGCACCGUUCGUAAUCGGUCCAACUGUCGUAAUAUCCUGUUCGGUAUCGAGGAUCAAUGUUUACGAAAGGGAGAGAUGUAGAACAGUCCACUGGAUGCUUGCAUGUGCAAUAUCUUUUGUACACCUUGUAGGUUGCUUUGCAUAUUCGACGGAUCCCGCCCCGUUCUCUCCAACUUAAUACCCCAUUCGACAUAAGUAUAUCAAUACAGGAUACAAAGUCGGGCUUUCGUUUGGCACACUCUUGAUCCCAAACACGGUUUUGCUGUUUGGCGAUCUUUUUCUGGUGGUUGGUAUCAAUACUUGUAGAGUUGGUUGUCGCUCCAUUGCCGAGGUUCUUGUCUUCCGUUUUCCUAUGAAUGGUAUCACACAUUUUAUGGACACAGAGACUUCGAUGACUUUGGAGCAAAAGGACCUGUUCGCAGCGAUGGCAUUUAUUGGUCCCAUUCCAUGAAUUAAUUUCCUUCAGAAUUUCCUUCCAUGGGCCUGCGACCUCUCUUUUUCUAUACCAGAAGGCUAAGCAACUUCGGUUGACCGCCCUUAGUUGAAUGAAUUCGAACCAAUUUAAAUAUCGACUUUCGAAGACUAAUUCGAUGACCGUUUGGAACAAAUUGGCCACUGCAUGAUCCUGCAACUCACGAGCUCGAGCACGGGUCAUCCGUCGUUGCCUCACCACAGGCUCAAUGGAUGAAGACAACGAGGCUUGUGAAUUGGGGUGCACCGACCUCUUCAAAUGAUUAUCAUCGAAGGAAAAAAGGAGCGAUUUGGAUCGUUGACGAUUGGCGUGUUGAUUGCCUUCACGUAUGUUGGUAUCGCUAGCACCGUGAAACGGGGAAAGACCUGCAAAGGUAGAGUCCGUAGCUCUGGCAACCAGUCGUGGUUCUGAUUCAUUAUGACCAGUUUCACUGUUGCGAAUAUCUAUACGAUUUUGCUGUAUCUGUGCCAUCGCAGCUACAGCGUAUGGACCUUGGCGCUGCAGCCAAUCUU
This is a messenger RNA of Pseudo-nitzschia multistriata, 3745 nucleotides long. Lineage: Eukaryota; Bacillariophyta; Bacillariophyceae; Bacillariales; Bacillariaceae. The record is from the annotation of a GenBank genome assembly.